CUUCCGAUGAAAGUAUGUUUUUUUCGGGGUAGCUUUCUAUAGGCUUCUGUGUGACCCAUAGUUGAAACGGGUAGGGCGCUGUACUGUUUAGCAAUAUUUAAUGCUAGACAGAUGCAAUGAAUCUCAAUAUUAUUACUUGAACGAACUGUUGAAUUUCCUCGAGGGGGGACAAGUGGCUGAAGAAAGUGAGAGAAGAGGGGCGCAGCUGAGAAGUCACCGCUAGCUCCGUUCCUCAGAAUUAGGCGAUGCUUCUUUUAGCUGCUGCCUGACUCCGCCGCUCGCUCCCUCGUCCCCAAGAAUUGAGAGGCAUGUGAAAUUCUGACACGCGAGGGGUGACCACAACUCUUUCGGAAUAUAUAUGCGCUUAGAAGAUCUUUUUAAGAAAGUGUGGGAUAUAUUUUUCGAGAUUGUUUUACUUUGUCUUAUUAUUGCUCUACAAGACUGUGGAUUGAAAUGGUGCAAUGUUCCGAAAGAUAUUACCGCGCGUUUGGAUUUGCUGGAUAUUCGUCACUUUUGCGUCGACGUGGGGAAUUUAUUUCACAGGUGCACACAGCUGUCAUGAAGUUAAAACAGCUUUCCAGUUGCGUCAUAUCGGUCCUUUAAGAUGGGUCCCGGAAACAGCGGCAACAGACGCGGACCUCCAGAUCUGCAAGCACCAGGGUCCGACCUGCUGCACCCGCAAGAUGGAGCAGAGCUAUGAUGCGGCUGCACGCAGGGACACCCUUCAGAACAUUCUCUCCUACAGCUUCGAGCUCAAGUAUCUCAUCCUUGGACACGCAUCUGCCUACCGCGACACCUUCUAUUCCCUUCUGUCAUUCACACUCAACCACACCCUCUCGCUUUUCGACCUCGCCUAUGAGCCAAUCGCGCGAGAGGCCCGCCCCUUAGUCAUCACCCUCUACUCUGACCUCGCCCUCUACCUCUACGGUGAUGCUGGCAUCUCUAUCGAAAGUUCGGUCCACCACUUUUAUGACGUCCUCUUCCCACUGGUCUACCGCCACCUGGUCAACCCCGGCCUGCGUUCCUCCUCCUGGUCAGCAGAGGGCGCCGAGUGCCUCCGUGCCACGCGACCCGACGUAAACCCGUUCGGGCCCCACCCUCAGGUGCUGGCUCAGGGCUUGGCCCAGGCGCUAGCGGGCGGGCGAGCCCUCGCCCGGGCGUUGGCGGCAGGUGCCGACGUCCUGAAUGCCACGGAGACGGUGGGCAUGGCGAGGGAAUGUGGCCGGGCCCUGGUGCGGAUGCACUACUGCCCGCACUGCAGGGGGCUGACCCUGAUCCGGCCCUGUGGUGGACUCUGCCUGAACGUGAUGCGCGGCUGCCUGGCCGGCCUGGCUGAGUUGCAGGCACCCUGGAGCCGCUACGUGGCCCUGCUGGAGGGGCUGAGUGCGGCACUGGCCGGAGGCCACGAGCUGGAGCUCGCCCUGCUGGGGAUACGCGAGAGGAUUAACGACGCCAUCCUGAGUGCUCAGCUGCACGGGCCACACCUCAGUGCUGUCGUGGAUAAGGUGUGCGGUCCUCUGACAGAGUCAGUCUCGUCCACUCGAGCUGAUGGUCCUCCCACCUCGACCUUGUCCACAGUGAAGCUGCAGCACCCAAUCCCCCCCGCCAGCCCUGCAGGAGGGGCAGACCCUGGGGGCGAACAGCACGGUCAUGUCGCCCUCACAAAGAGGUCCUUACCUCUAAAACCUUCCAAGAAUGACAAGCCCAGAAGUCUGAAGAAGCUCUCUAAGGAGUUCAUGGGUUAUAUUCAGCGAUACAAAGCCUUCUUCUCUACGCUGCCGGAGCUUCUGUGUGAGGGCGAGAUGGUGGUGGAUGACUACACCUGUUGGGGUGGCGAGGAUGUGGUGGAGAGCUACACAGAUCGUGUGGUGGGCAGCGGUCUGCUCGCACAGAGGCACAACCCUGAGAUGAAGGUCAGAGGUGUGGACCCAGUCCUGGUCGAGGCCAAAGAGAGGCUGGAGCAGUUUAAUCAGGGGAUAUGGCAUGAGACAGGCCUGGGCGUAGACCUGCACGAGCAAUUGGAUGCUGGCAGCGGCAACACCAUGGAAACCAGUGGCGAAUGCGAUGAUGAAGAUGGUUGCCAGGGAUCAGGAGAGGAUGAAGAUGCACCAGGCGGGCCUCUCCCCUCCUUUCAGCCUCCUGACUUCAGAGCUCGUCCGGGGAUGCCAGCUUCGGCAGCGGCGCGCCCCGAGGCCGCCUCCCCGCUACUGCUCUCCCUCCCUCUCCUGCCCCUGCUGCUGCUAUCCUGCCUGGGCCGAGCCUCCGCCUGACACCUGCCCCCCAUCAGCCACAUGGAGGAUCAGGGGCAGGAGUGCUCGGGACACACUGGAGGACUGAUGUAUGCACUUGCACUGGACAUCCCCCCCCCCCCCCCCCCCCCC
Molecule: messenger RNA, 2381 nt
Organism: Electrophorus electricus (electric eel)
Lineage: Eukaryota; Metazoa; Chordata; Actinopteri; Gymnotiformes; Gymnotidae
Gene: gpc5b
Product: glypican 5b
Biological process (GO): regulation of protein localization to membrane; positive regulation of canonical Wnt signaling pathway; cell migration
Cellular component (GO): extracellular region; cell surface; plasma membrane
Source: RefSeq, a predicted model, not a curated record